Molecule: messenger RNA, 753 nt
Organism: Ramularia collo-cygni
Lineage: Eukaryota; Fungi; Ascomycota; Dothideomycetes; Mycosphaerellales; Mycosphaerellaceae
Exons: 3
Coding region: 1-753 (250 amino acids)
Source: RefSeq, a predicted model, not a curated record
AUGCGUCUCCAACCUUGCGAACAUCUACGCCUCAGACUUGAAUCCUUCCGCGCUUCAAUAGCUGUUGUCAAUGAUGACUGCAUCGAUGAGAACCGAUUCAUCGCCCACACCGCGGCGCAGCACGAUUCCGAGGACAUCGUGCAAGACGACAGGCAAUAUUUAAAGGUAUCCGUUUCCCAUCAUUCUGGCUGCCACUCCAACACUUACUGCCAUCAAUCGAUUAGCAUUGGAUCUUUCACCAUUCAACAGGACAUUAUUCCAACUCAGGCCAACAAUUUGACCAUGAUUGCCUCCACUACGGUUGCUGCUCUCUCAGCACUCCUUUUGUCAGCUGGCAUCUAUGCUGCUCCUAUCUCAGACGAUGCUGCUGCUGUCUCUCCAGACAGACAAUGUACGAUCUUGAUCAGUUACUCGGCUGAAGCUGGCYAUGUCAGCUGCAUUGGUCCCGGCCUCACACAGCGGUACUAUGCCGAGAUCGACAACGAGUCCGACUUCCCAAUGGACACACUGAUUGCAGCCGACAGCUGUGGGUUGACCGGGAAUCAGUACGCAAGUACCGAAUAUCACGCGGCCAAUAACUCGAUCACUUUUUGUCAAUUCUCGGGGGGAUCUGUCCCACCAGGGGAGCGUGGCGGUCGCCCUGGCACCAAGAACCCCGUUAACAAGAAUGGGGAAGUGAGCUGCAGUUUCCAGCUUACAACUCCGUGCUCUACGGAGAAGGACUUUCUCGACAGCAAGAUGCCGCCGUCUUAA